Molecule: messenger RNA, 1409 nt
Organism: Impatiens glandulifera
Lineage: Eukaryota; Viridiplantae; Streptophyta; Magnoliopsida; Ericales; Balsaminaceae
Exons: 8
Coding region: 169-1101 (310 amino acids)
Source: RefSeq, a predicted model, not a curated record
UUCCAUUCACAAAGUAGUAGUAGAGAGCAUAAGAGACUCUUUCUCACCUCACCACUGGCCCCUGUAAAGGACCGACGACAACGAUUCAGGUCCGACGGCGACGGCGACUCUGUUCUUGGGGAUAGCAGUGCUAAUCAAUUUCAUUGUUCCAUAGAGAGAUAGAGAGAGAUGCAUUGUUCUAGCUAUUAUACUCGGCCACAUUUCACUUUCCAUCAAUCUCACUCUUCAUCAAAUUCAUAUUCAUCUUCUUUAUUAUCAACGGAGCUUCUUAAACAAUCAUCCAGACUAUGUUUCUCAACUCACGCAAAAAUCAGUGCCUGCCAACGGAGAAUUCAUAACGACGAUUUCCUGGUUGACACAGAUAUACUGACUGGCAAAGCCGCCGCAAAAGGUUCCGGGACGACGGCAAGAGGUCGAAGAUUGCUGAAGAUUAGGGAGGACAAGAGGAAGCGUGACUAUGACCGCCUUCACAAUUAUCCUGCUUGGGCCAAGGUGCUGGAAGAUGCUUGUAAAAAUGAUGAAGAGCUCCGAGCUGUUCUUGGGGAUAGCAUUGGGAAUCCUGAGCUAAUGAGGAAAAAGGUUGAAGAAAGGGUAAGAACGAGAGGUCCCAAUUUUAACAAGUCUAAAACUGGUUCAGUGUUGUCUUUCAAAGUUAGCUUCAGAGACUUCAAUCUUAUCGAUUCUUACAUAUGGUUUGAGUUGUAUGGAUCACCAUCUGAUCGGGAGGUUGACCUUAUUGGUAGUGUUAUUCAGUCAUGGUAUGUCAUGGGUCGCUUGGGUGCGUUCAAUUCAUCUAAUCUACAGUUGGGAAAUACAUCUAUGGAGUAUGAUCCUUUAUAUGACGAGGAGAAGGGCUUCAAAGUGAUGCCAUCAUCAUUUCAUGACAUCGGUGACGUCGAGUUCCAGGACAAUUGGGGCCGAGUUUGGGUGGAUCUUGGAACGUCUGAUUUCUUUGCUAUCGAUGUACUUCUUAAUUGCCUUACAGUGCUUAGCUCAGAAUAUCUGGGGAUACAACAAAUAGUAUUUGGAGGUAGUAAGUUGGGUGACUGGGAAGAAGGUAUGACGAGUCCUGAUUAUGGUUACAAGUACUUCAAGAUCUGAGAUUUGGUCCUGAAACCAAUAGUUUCAAAUAAAUAGAUGACAGAAAACGAUCUCCCAAUCCAAUGGUACUUCGAGUUUGUUUGAUGUAGGAUUAUUUGAAAAAAAAACAAUCUUCUUUGAUGAAAAAGUGGAUUUAUAUGGAGGUUAUUUGGGUUAAAUUAAUAAAGAUAUUAUUUGUAUUUAGUAUUUACAAUGUUAAAAGAAAAUGAAGUAGAAUAAUUUAGUAUUCACAAAAUGGUUUUGCAUAUUCAAAUUUAUGUGGCUCUUGGUGUCAUAUGUUUUGUUUUGACAUCUAUGUUUUGUUUUUU